CAUCGGACCGAAGGUCAUAUUGGGAUGUCAUGGAAUAGAAUGCGAGAAGCCAAAAAUGGUGGGAAAGGGAGAGAGGUGCAGCUCGCGCGUAGACGUACUAAGAAAAAUUAAAGAAUUCACUCGAGCAUUGGUUGAUGAUCUGGAGAACAGUCGGUCACCCAUCAUUAUCAUUGAUCGCUUCAGAAGUUACUGCACCAAUUUCAAUUCAAACUGCUAUUGUGGUUCUGAUUUGCCAUGUGGAAAGGAAGUUCUAACACUUUGCACGGAAAGCCAUGUUCGUAGACUUGAUAUUAUGCUGCGAGUGCUACUGAUUAUUCAGCGACUUUUGCAAGAAAACAAGCAUAGUUCCAAGAGAGACAUCUAUUAUAUGCAUCCCUCUGUGUUUUUGGAUCAAUCAGCUGUAGACCGGGCAAUAAAUGAUAUAUGUGUGCUUAUGGAAUGCAGUCGCCAUAAUCUUAAUGUGGUUUCUGCUGGGAAAGGGUUGGUUAUGGGUUGGAUACGGUUCUUUGAAGGUGAAAGGAUAUUUGAUUGUAUCAGUUCACUCAAUACUGCUUACCCUGUUCCUGUUCAUGCUGAAGAAGUCAAAGAUAUCAUUAGUGUUGCUCAUUUUAUAUUAGUUGUUGAGAAGGAAUCAGUUUUCCAAAGACUAGCAAAUGACCACUUCUGCAAUGCAUGUCACUGCAUCGUUCUCACUGGGAGAGGCUACCCUGAUGUUCCUACAAGAAGGUUCCUGCGGCUUCUGAUUGAGCAUUUGCAUAUACCUGCGUUUUGCUUGGUUGAUUGUGAUCCGUAUGGCUUUGAUAUCUUGACCACUUACAAAUUCGGUUCAAUGCAAAUGGCACAUGACACAAAAUAUCUCCGUGUCCCUGAGUUACGCUGGCUGGGAGCUUUUCCUUCAGAUUUUGAGAAAUUUUCUGUUCCAAAGCAUGUCUUCUUUCUCACUGCUGAAGACAGGAGAAGAAUAGAAGCCAUGCUGCACAGAUGCUAUCUGCAAAGGGAAGUGCCAGAAUGGAGAUUGGAGCUAGAGCUGAUGCUGCAAAAAGGGGUGAAGUUUGAGAUUGAAGCAUUCUCCGUCCAUACACUUUCCUUCUUGUCACAGACUUACUUACCAUCUAAGAUUCAAGGUGAACUGAAGGUCAAGUAUGUGUGUUAGAAGAACAUUAGUUUCUUCGAUCAUAUUACUAUUUGCAGAAGAGUUGUAUUUUUGAUGGUUGCUCCUCAGACGGCCUUUUUGAGGUUGAUUUAAAACUCUAUGGUAAUGAAGCUGUCAUGCACAUUUGGAAA
Molecule: messenger RNA, 1284 nt
Organism: Prosopis cineraria
Lineage: Eukaryota; Viridiplantae; Streptophyta; Magnoliopsida; Fabales; Fabaceae
Product: meiotic recombination protein SPO11-1
Biological process (GO): meiotic DNA double-strand break processing; meiotic DNA double-strand break formation; reciprocal meiotic recombination
Cellular component (GO): nuclear chromosome
Molecular function (GO): ATP binding; DNA topoisomerase type II (double strand cut, ATP-hydrolyzing) activity; DNA binding
Source: RefSeq, a predicted model, not a curated record